This is a messenger RNA of Conger conger (European conger), 2617 nucleotides long. Its product is annotated as ETS-related transcription factor Elf-2-like. The coding region runs from base 590 to 2275 and encodes 561 amino acids. NCBI's taxonomy places the organism in Eukaryota, Metazoa, Chordata, Actinopteri, Anguilliformes, Congridae. Gene Ontology annotation, biological process: regulation of transcription by RNA polymerase II; cell differentiation. Gene Ontology annotation, cellular component: nucleus. The record is from RefSeq and is a predicted model, not a curated record. The transcript is spliced from 9 exons. Gene Ontology annotation, molecular function: DNA-binding transcription factor activity, RNA polymerase II-specific; sequence-specific DNA binding.
GUUCAUUGCUAGGUGGUGUAACGUCAUGACGUGUAUGUCUCACACUUGCAAACUGAAGGAGAAUGACCUGGAUCCCCAGCUUAGAAACGGUUCGUAUCAAAACAGUGAGAUUGAAGCCAAAAAAACAUCAAAGUCCUCCUUUUUCUUAGGCUUGCACAUUUCAAGAAAGGACACCCGGCGCUUUAUUAUACGAAGCUGCUCUACAGCUAGCGUUAAUGUUACUUUGGAAACUCGAGGACAGUUAACGUAACAUUAGCUAGCUCGCGAGCAAGCUAACGUGAUAUAUCCCUACUGUACAGUUGGCUAAUGCAAGCUAACAGCGCGGGCUAACUAGCUAGCGAAAGGUAACAUUAAACUGCAUAGCACAGUUGGGCAGUUACCAGCUUUUGCAUCAGGGUUAUCAGGCAGGAUAUUCGUAAUUGCCAAGCUGCCCAUUGAAGAACAAGACAUAUUAGAAGCAGGCGUCGGGACGGGCCAUAUCGGAGCUGGUCGAGCGCUGUCGCCCCUGUGCACGAAGGCGCUACGGCGAAGGAGGGUUUGAUCCCCGUUCCUUUCCUGAGAACACGGCCCGGCCGCCAGGGAGCGCGCCAUGGCCUCUGUGUUGGUCGUUGAUAGCGGGGGAUCGGUGGUGGAGUACAUCUGUGCCGCAGAGGACCCACAGCAAGAGGAGGUACAAGUGGAGGAGGAGUACCCGGCAGUAAUUGUGGAGCCCGUGCCUACCACUGAGGUAGAGCAAUGCUACGCUGCCCAGGUGCUGGUCUAUGAUGAUGAGACCUACCUGAUGCAGGGCGUUGCAGAGGAACAGGAAGUGGAGACUGAGGUCAUUGAGACAGUGGAAGCGUCAGUCCGCAGCAGCGGGGUCCACUGCUCGGACAAGACCAUCGAAGCGGCAGAGGCCCUCCUCCACAUGGACUCUCCCACCAGCCUGAGAGGGGACCGCAGCCCAGAGGCAGAGGCUCCCUGCGGCACCACGCCGGAGUUCAUCCAUGCCGCCAUGCGGCCGGACGUGAUGACAGAGACCGUGGUGGAGGUGUCCACGGAGGACAGCGAGCCCAUGGAGGUGUGUGCUCUCCUGGAGGCCCCGGAGACCGAGCCGGCCAGGCGGAAGAAAGCUGGACGAAAGCCGAAGAUGCAUCAGCCAGUAGUUUCAAAUGGCUCGCCUGAUUUGGGCAUGAAGAAGAAGCCAAGAGAAGGCAAGGGUAACACCACCUACCUGUGGGAGUUCUUGCUGGACCUCCUUCAGGACAAGAACACCUGCCCCAGGUUCAUCAAGUGGACGCAAAGGGAGAAGGGCAUCUUCAAGCUGGUGGACUCCAAAGCCGUCUCUAAGCUAUGGGGCAAGCACAAGAACAAGCCGGACAUGAACUAUGAGACCAUGGGCAGAGCCCUACGGUAUUAUUACCAGAGAGGGAUCCUGGCCAAGGUGGAGGGCCAGCGGCUGGUGUACCAGUUCAAAGACAUGCCCAAGAACAUUGUAGUGAUCGACGAGGAAAAGGUGGACCCUGGCAGCGGGGGCCUCGCGGGCGCGGAGAGGCUGUACGAGCGUGUGCCCCCGGCCUCCGGGAAACUCCUGACCACGCCUGAGCUGGCGAAGCCCCCAGGGGUCCUGCGGGGAGCCGUCCGAACCCUGGCCCAGCCCGGCCUCGCCGCCAAGGGGAAGGGCCCCCAUCCUGCCACCCGCAUAGUGACCGUCACGCCGGUCUCCGACGUCAGCCAAUCACACACCCACACCGCCGUUAUUCCCACCGCCUCGGGGCCCAGGACAGUGCGGGUUGCCAUGCAGGUUCCCGUGGUGAUGACGACGUCGCUGGGUCAGAAGAUCUCCACCAUGGCGGUGCACUCUGCUGCCUCACCCAUCCUGUCGGGGGCCCCCGCUGGUGGCGGUGGGGUGGGGGGCCCCAAGGUGGUCAUCCAGGCCAUCCCCACCAUGGUCCCGGCCACGGCGGAGAACGGCGAGAAGAUCACCGUCCAGCUGGCCAAGAUCAUCACCAUCCCCGCUGGCCAGCUAGCGCAGUGCCAGCUGCAGGCCAAGCCCGCGUCUGCCAUCAACCUGGUGGGGGCGCCACUAGCCGUACGGGCGCUAACGCCCGUGUCGGUGGCUCAAGGGACACACGUGGUGAGGCUGGCAGUGCCCGCCCAGCAGCAGCAGUGCUCCAUCAUCAAGCUGCCCGAAACCAAGCAGGUCGCGGCCAAGGCUCCCACCGACCCGGCCGAGGCCCCCAGACCAGAGACCGACGGCGUGCCCGUCACAAAAACAGAAUCCCCCGAAUGCUGAGAGUGGGGCAGCAAGAAACGCAUGGAACCCAUUCGUUAUUUGUGUGUUUUAAUUAAGGCUUACGGUCCAGACUGCGACGCUACUGUACGGAAAGUAGCAAGUCGGUUGAACUGAUUUGGAAAUUUUAGUUCAGCCGCAGUCAGGGACAUUUUAAAGUUUGUGAACCUUAUUUUUAACAUAUAUCCCAUGUUUUUUUACGUGGGAACAUUUUGUAUGAAAACACAGGAAUCAAACGGACGGGAAAAGGGACCAACGGAAAUCACUACUUUUUUAUCCUGGCACUAAAAGUUCAGAACACUAAGACGUGGUCUCAAGUGGGGUUUGACAGAAGGCGGGCGGGGG